GAUUCAGUAUAAAAUCUACACUCGAGUACAAAGGAGGACGAAAUAAUCUGUAUUCACUAGAAUUAGCCUUCAAACGAUUAGACACAAUUACAUUUCAAGAAUGACUAGCAACAACAACUCAGCGAUAUCGGAAAGUGAACUUCGCACAACUGAUCUACAUCCCAUGAUUAGAUAUAUAGAGCUGAACGAUAGGAAGCACAAUGUAACUGAAGUGGAAAUCUCUAUCCCUUACGGAAAAAUCGCAGGAAAAUGGUUCGGACCGAAGAACGUUCAACCGAUACUGUGCCUUCACGGAUGGUUAGACAAUUGCGGUACUUUCGAUCGUCUGAUACCACUGUUGCCAGCGGAUAUGAGUUUUCUAGCUAUCGAUUUCCCUGGCCACGGUCACUCUUCAUGGGUCCCAGACGGUAUGGCCUAUCACCAGUUGGAAAGCGUGAUUCUUAUACAGCAAAUCAUGGACGAGUACAAGUGGGAAAAGUUGGCAAUUAUGGGACAUUCCAUGGGAGCUAUCAUCGCUUUUAUGUUCACAGCCUUCUUCCCCGAGAAGGUUGAAUUUCUCAUCGGAAUUGACGCCUUAAAACCUCACAGCUACUAUCCCGGCAAGUUCGUACAGUUUGCAGCACCUUUGCUGAUGAAGUUCGUCGAAGCGGACAAAAGGAAUCGUCACAAGUCGGAACCACCUUCGUACACCUACGAAGAAAUGGUGGAUAAAAUGCACGAAGCUACAUUCGAGUCUGUGACCAAAGAAACCGCUCCAUUUAUACUACAAAGGAACAUAAAACCAUCCAAGAAGUUCCCCGGAAAGUACUACUUUGACCGUGACAACAAGGUCAAAUACAAUAACAUUCCCGGUUGGUCGGACGAAGUGAACUGGGAUUUGGGUAAACGGGUGAAGGUGCCACAUUUGACGAUCAAAGCGGAAGAUUCACCGUAUCCGGGCUCCUGGCAGGGUUUCAAACCUAUGGUGGCAGUACUGAAGGAGCACAACCCGCUGUUUCAGGUGGAAUUUGUGAAAGCAUCUCACCACGUGCAUUUGACCGAUCCGGAACUUGUUGCACCGAUAAUAAAUGAAUUUCUGAAAAAGUAUUGGAUCAAACAUUCUGAUAAGCUUGCCAGUAAAUUAUAAACUUUUUUAAUAUUAUCCAAAUAAAGUGAUAAAAAAUAGAUAAAAGAUAUAAUCUCGGUAGGUGAUAUGUCAAAACUGUACAAUAUUGUAUGUUUUAAUAGAUGUACAUUAACAGCAUUGGAGGCAAAAUAAAG
Ochlerotatus camptorhynchus is the source of this 1260-nucleotide messenger RNA. RefSeq names its product probable serine hydrolase. The transcript has 2 exons. The record is from RefSeq and is a predicted model, not a curated record. Lineage: Eukaryota; Metazoa; Arthropoda; Insecta; Diptera; Culicidae. Bases 101 to 1126 code for a protein of 341 amino acids.